Nicotiana attenuata is the source of this 336-nucleotide messenger RNA. RefSeq lists its product as uncharacterized. NCBI's taxonomy places the organism in Eukaryota, Viridiplantae, Streptophyta, Magnoliopsida, Solanales, Solanaceae. The transcript has a single exon. Bases 1 to 336 code for a protein of 111 amino acids. The record is from RefSeq and is a predicted model, not a curated record.
AUGAAAGUUCAUAUUCAAUCAAUAGAUUAUCGAGCCUGGCUAGUUAUUCAGAAUGGACCCAGACGUAUUCCGAACAACAGUGAUGGAAAGAAGCUUGUAAAAAGGGCAUCCAUAUUUGACUACAUAGAAGAACAGUUGGAUAUUAUACAAACAAAUGCUAGAGCAAUCAACAUGCUCUAUUGUGCGAUUAGUGAAGAAGAAUAUAAGAGAAUAUCCACCUGUGAGACUGCUCAAGAUAUAUGGGACAGAUUGGAAAAUAUCCAUGGGGACGCCAACAAAGUUAAGGAAAUUGAAUCCACGUCAACUCUUGAAGAAUCUGAAAAUGAUGAAGAUUGA